Messenger RNA from Aethina tumida (small hive beetle), 1300 nucleotides. Its product is annotated as dnaJ homolog subfamily C member 30, mitochondrial. The record is from RefSeq and is a predicted model, not a curated record. Lineage: Eukaryota; Metazoa; Arthropoda; Insecta; Coleoptera; Nitidulidae. Bases 173 to 820 code for a protein of 215 amino acids. The transcript has 2 exons.
UUUUAAGAAUUUUAAAAGACAAAUGACAACGCCGCACGUCAACAGACGUCAGGUGAACUGUCAGACCUAACCUGAAAACAAUUCGAUUUAAAACAGUGAUGUAACAAUGUUUAAAACAUUGUAGCAAAAUUGUCAACCGACAGUAUCAAAUUAAUAUGUUAAACCAGUCACGAUGAAACAUCACUGGCCACAAAUUUAUAAAUUUUGCGCACGCCACUUCCAAACUCACAGCACUUUAUCUAGGAACCAUUACGAUGCACUCGGACUCACCCCAAAGGCGACGCAGGCCGACAUCAAGUCGGCCUAUUACAAAUUAUCAAUGAUCUACCAUCCGGACAAAAGUAAAGACGGUGACGACGCGGAUAAGUUUCGUUCAAUCACCGAAGCUUACGAAGUGUUGGGGAACGUUAAAACAAGGCGACUUUACGACAAAGGUAUGCUUAUGGGCGCUCAAAGUUCCGCGGAACCGGAAAAUAAAUUUUACAAGUCGAGGGAGAUGAGAACCAGACCGCCGCCGCCGGGUGGCCGGACGCCUAUUUACGAUUUCGACGAGUGGAGCAAGAUGCAUUAUUCGCAGACGUUCGUUCGCAGCCAAGAAACGAAGCGGUACAGGGCGCAACAGCAGAAAAUCAAAGAAGAGAGUACCUAUGACACAAAGGCUGAACGGACCCUUUUUGUCAUUGCUCUGGUGUUUUUAAUAUGCACUUUGAUUAUUAGAAGUCAACCUGAUUAUGAUGAGGUAGUCGUUAUUGGAGGAAUUCCCGUUACUAGAACUGACAAGGAGGAUGAGAAGGGAAGUGGGAAUGGAACUCAAGUGUAAAUUUUGUAAAUAUGUGUAUAGUAUUUGUUUUGCAACAAUAUAUUUUAUUAUGUACAAAUCUUUAUUUAUUAAGAGGAAUGAAAGCUUAAAUAAAUUAUUGUUUGUUUACCAUAACAAAUUUUAAUUGUAAUAGAUAUUUAAAACUUUAACAUAGAUAUUUGUAAAUUAAUUUAAUUAAUUUUCUCCAUAACUUUGAGGAAUAUCGAUAUUUAUCGAUAUUCCUAAAAACCGUCUAAUAAACUAAUAAUUUGUUUCUAUUACCUUUUUCCUUAUUUAAAUUCAGUCAUCAUCAAUUGAAUACUAUUUCCCAAAAUAAUUCUAGUAACUUUUAUUUCUUUUUAAUCUAGAUAUAAUAUAAAAUUAGUUUUGUCUGUUGAAAUAUAAUUCUAAGUGAAAACCUUGCACUAGUUAUGUGUAGUACUAAUUUUAGUGAUUGGGAUAAGAGCUAACUAUUAAUUAUAAUAAAGAAAUGAAUGAAUA